AUGUGUGAUAAGGCUUUGAAAGGAUGUUUCUACAAAAACUGUACGUUGUAUGUUGGAGAAUACAUCCUUUCAGAGGAGCUGAGAAAUGAUGAAAUAUUAGACGGAAAUGUAAUCGAUUUGGAUGUGAAAAAAAAUGAUUUAUUGCAAGGUGGUGAGAAGAAGGUAACGAAUAAAUUAUCAAAGAAGGAUGAAGUGUAUAGAGAAAUAUUGGGUAUGGGUAAAAAUGAAGAAUCAAAUGAUUAUAUAAGAAAAGACAACUCAGGAUAUGACCAUGGGGCGAAUGACAAAAUUGAAGAAAAGGAAAAAUACAAAGGAGGAAGAGGCUUAAUUUUUCAUGGGAAAGGAAAGUAUAUUAAGGCAAAUGAAAUGUUCGUUGGAGAUUUCGAAAAUAAUAAAUAUAGAAAAGGCAUAUGGGUAAAAUAUAAAAAUAUACACAACUUGUUUUACUACAUGAAUAUACAUCAUAUGAUGUGUAAAGAAAAUAAUGAAAUAAAACAAAAGUAUACCAAAAAUUUCAGAAAUUUUUUAUAUGUACCUUUAAGAGAAGUUAACAUAUACAUAGGAGAAUUUCAUAACAAUAUGUUCAAUGGAUUUUCCUUAUACUACUUUUAUCCCUUUUUAUAUGUGGGGUACUUUAUAAACAAUUUAAUGAAUGGUUAUGGAUACAUGUUUUACAUUAAUUCCGUUCACGAAACAGUGGGAAGUGAAAGGAAAAAAGAGAAUAUAGUUAUAUCUAAUAAUUUAUUCGAUUUUUCAUUUCUACCGGAUGGGAAAAAAAAAGAAAAAAAAAAAAAUAUUAAUAAUUCUGAACAGGUACGAAAAGGCGGAAAAGAAGGAAAACUACAUGUCCCAAAUGAAAAAAAUGUAGAUGGUGUUAAAAACUGUCUAGGAAAAGAGGACAUAUGUAAAGGUCUACUAUUCAAUGUGUACAAAAAAUUGGAGUCUAUGAUUAAGAACGAGAAUAGGUUUUGCAAGGGGGAAGAAGAUGAUCAUCAGGGGGGAGAAAAUAUACUUGGUGAUAAUAUAAAACAAGGCAAUAGAGAUAUGAAGAUAGAUCACCCUUCCCGUGAACCAAAUAUCAUAGAGGAACUGAAAAAAGACGUUUUUAAAAAUUUCAAAUUACAAAUUAGUAGAAAAAACAAAAUAAAUAGAAUAAAAAAAUUUCUCAACGAAAAUGAGAAACAAAACUUUUUUGAUAUUUUCAAAUAUAUAUCUUAUGAACAUUUAAUUUUCCAGGGUUACUUUUAUAAUAAUCACUUUUCAUCUACUACGGGUAAACAGGAAUUAUAUAAGAAUUUAUUCAUACAAAUGUAUGAACAAAUUAUCAUCAAAAAAAUAAAUUCUUUUAGGAAUAACAUAGUUAAAGGAAUGAUACCUCAAGACUUGUGCAUAAAUGAAGAUACUAUUUUGUACGUAUUGGAAAAAGAAGAAGAAAAAAAAAAAAAGUUUCCUGAUGUGGUGAAAGAACAUUCGGACUCGCAGAUGGGAACAACAAAUGAUACUCCAAAUAAUGAACAAAUUCAUCUAGUGGAUGAGAAAACUGAUCGUGAACAAUAUCAUAAAGUACGGGAUAAGAGCUUAUGCAAUGUUAAUGUGCGAUAUGGAAGGACGCAAGAUGGAAAGACACAAGAUGGAAAGAUACAAGAUGGAAAGAUACAAGAUGGAAAGAUACAAGAUGGAAAGACACAAGAUGGAAAGACACAAGAUGGAAAGAUACAAGAUGGAAAGAUACAAGAUGGAAAGACACAAGAUGGAAAGACACAAGAUGGAAAGACACAAGAUGGAAAGACACAAGAUGGAAAGACACAAGAUGGAAAGAUACAAGAUGGAAAGAUACAAGAUGGAAAGAUACAAGAUGGAAAGAUACAAGAUGGAAAGACACUUAGCAGAAAUAUGACAAAUGAACGUUACAGAGACAUUGUAGAUCUGAACCUUCUUAGACAUAUGUUCGAGGCCACUGAAGACAACAAUGUAGAAUAUGGAAUAGAAGUAGUUAAAGACAAUAAAAUUCUAAAAUAUAUGAGCAGGUGUGAUGAAUUAAAAAUGGAUGGAGAGAAAAAUUACUUAGAUAAGGCUACGCUAAAUUUAAAUGGGCAUUAUCAAUUGGUAGUUAUCAAUAUUAAAUGUAAAGAAGAUAAAUCAUUAAACUUAAAUACUAACAAGUGUAACAUCCAAAAUAUUUAUAAAAUAAAAAUGUUUUUAAUCUCUUCUGAUAAAUCGUCUAUAAUAACCCAUAACAUGUUUUUCUUGUAUUACAUUCAUGUAUAUAUUAGAAAUCCGGUUAAAAAGGAGAAAACUAAAAUAAGGAAAAAGAAAAAUUAA
Molecule: messenger RNA, 2322 nt
Organism: Plasmodium gonderi
Lineage: Eukaryota; Apicomplexa; Aconoidasida; Haemosporida; Plasmodiidae
Exons: 1
Coding region: 1-2322 (773 amino acids)
Source: RefSeq, a predicted model, not a curated record